CGAGAACAGUGGAGCACUGUUUCCGCUGCCCCCGUUUGUUUAAUACGCCCAGACGCGCCUCCAGCGCGAGGCUGCCCAAGACCUCCUCGCUGGCCACCCCACGGCCCGCGGUCCGGCGGAGGCGGGAAAGCAGCGCGCCUGCGCCGUGGGAACCGGGGCCGGAGGCGAAAAGCGGGGAGCGGAGGGGGGCUGUUGGAGCUGAGUAGCGUACAGAGCGGCGUGUGACGCGGGGACGCCGCGCACUCCCAACGUCGCCCCGGUUUGACGCACACGGCACCAAACUAUAAGAAAUCCUUUGGCAAUUGAGAAAUACUAGGAAGAAAAACAGAAAGUCCUGUGAGAUAACUUUCCCAGAGGAAAAAAUCAGAGGAUAUCAAGAGGAAGAGGAGGAAGAAACUGCCAGGGCAGAAGCUAUAGCAGUGCACACUUCUCUUGGAUGGGAGAAAAUGAGACUGGAUUAAGGUUUGAUUUAAUUUCGGAUGAGAUUGUUCUUGAAGCAAGAUGUUAAUAAGACAAAAUCUAGACUAAAUGUGUUAAGUGGGCUUGCCAACAAUAUGGAUGAUGUGAAGAUAAACACCGAUAUUACUGGUGCUAAAGAAGAACUCAUAGAUGACAACAGUUUUAUCUCAGAGAAAGAGAGUGGAGUUCAUAAACCAAAAGAUUGUCAAACAUCAUUUCAGAAAAACAAUACAUUGACUCUGCCUGAAGAACUGUCAAAGGACAAAUCUGAAAAAGCCUUAAGUGGAGGCCAGUCUACUCUAUUUAUACAUGCCGGUGCUCCUACUGUUCCUAGUGAAAACUUUAUCUUGCCUAAAGGAGCUGCUGUUAAUGGACCAGUUUCACACUCCUCCUUAACUAAGACUUCCAAUAUGAAUAAAGGCAGUGUUUCAUUAACCACUGGACAGCCUGUGGAUCAGCCAACAACAGAAUCUUGUUCAGCUUUAAUGGUAGCAUCUGAUCUGCAGCUGUCUACACCACAGAAAGCAAGUCAACACCAAGUUUUAUUUUUGUUAUCAGAUCCAGCACAUGCUAAGAAUCCAACCCAUUCCAUUAAAAAACUACCUACCUCUGCUUCAGUUGGUUGUGACAUUCAGAAUUCAGUAGGGAGUAAUAUAAAGUCAGAUAGCACUUUAAUAAAUCAAGUAGAGGUGGGUGAGGAUAGUGAAGAUUUAUUAAUAAAAGAUGAUUGUGUCAAUACGUUAACAGGAAUUUCCUCAGGUACAGAUGAAUAUAGGUCAGAAAAUGAUACAAACUGGGAUCCUCAAAAAGAGUUCAUUCAGUUUCUUAUGACUAAUGAGGAAACAGUAGAUAAAGCUCCAGUUCACUCUAAAGUAGGUCUAGAAAAAAAGAGAAAGCGAAAAAUGGAUGUAAGCAAGAUAACUCGUUAUACUGAGGAUUGCUUUAGUGAUUCUAAUUGUGUACCCAAUAAAUCAAAAAUGCAAGAAGUAGACUUUCUGGAACAGAAUGAAGAGCUACAAGCAAUAGACUCACAGAAAUAUGCGUUAUCAAAAGUAAAGCCUGAGACAACUGAUGAAGACUUGGAAUCUGUGGAUACUUUUCAACAUCUAAUUUAUAACCCAGAUAAAUGUGGAGAAGACAGUUCACCUGUUCAUACUAGCACUUUUCUUUCAAAUUCCUUAAAAAAGAAAUGUGAAGAGAGUGAUUCUGAGUCACCUGCUACUUUCAGUAAUGAAGAGCCAUCAUUCUACCCCUGUACAAAGUGCAAUGUGAAUUUUAGGGAGAAAAAGCAUCUCCACAGGCAUAUGAUGUAUCACUUAGAUGGGAAUAGUCACUUUCGCCAUCUUAAUGUCCCAAGGCCAUAUGCUUGUAGAGAAUGUGGACGGACAUUUCGAGAUCGAAAUUCACUUCUAAAACAUAUGAUUAUUCACCAAGAAAGACGACAGAAGUUGAUGGAGGAAAUUCGUGAAUUGAAAGAACUUCAGGAUGAAGGAAGAAGUGCACGAUUACAGUGUCCUCAGUGUGUUUUUGGUACCAAUUGCCCUAAAACAUUUGUGCAACAUGCUAAAACCCAUGAAAAAGAUAAAAGGUACUAUUGCUGUGAAGAGUGUAACUUCAUGGCAGUGACAGAAAAUGAAUUAGAAUGCCAUCGAGGCAUUGCCCAUGGGGCAGUGGUAAAAUGCCCUGUGGAUAAUUCUGAUAUAGCCCAGAGAAAAACACAAAAAAAGACCUUCAUGAAAGACUCUGUUGUGGGAUCAUCAAAAAAAUCAGCUACCUACAUAUGUAAGAUGUGUCCUUUUACUACUUCAGCCAGAAGCAUUUUAAAAAAGCACAUGGAGUACUUGCAUUCAUCAUCAUGUGUUGAUUCAUUUGGUAGUCCUCUUGGACUUGAUAAGAGAAAAAGUGACAUCCUUGAAGAAUCUAUAGAUAUUGAUAGCACUAAACCAUUAAAUAAACAGCAGUCAACCACAUUUCCAAAGAACUCUGCUUUAAAACAAGAUGUGAAGCGAACAUUUGGAUCAACUUCACAAUCAAGUAAUUUUUCAAAAUUUCAUAAGCGGCCACACAGAAUACAAAAAGCUCGGAAAAGCAUCACCCAGUCAGGUGUAAACAUGUGCAAUCAAAACAAUUCUGCUCACAAGGCUGUUAUUAAAAGCAGCAUUGAUCAAAAACCUAAGUAUUUCCAUCAAACAGCAAAAGAAAAAUCUAAUGCCAAGGCAAAUAACAACUAUUUAUAUAGACACAAAUAUGAAAACUACAGGAUGAUCAAAAAAUCAGGUGAAUCAUAUCCUUUUCAUUUCAAAAAAGAAGAAGCUAGUUCAUUAAAUUCUUUACAUCUCUUUUCAUCAUCAAGUAAUUCUCACAACAACAGUUUUAUUUCAGACCCUCAUAAGCCUGACAACAAAAGUCCAGAAAGCUUCAAAGACCACAGGCGUGUAGCUGUAAAGAGAGUAGUUAGGGAAUCUAAGAAGGAAAGUUCUGUUGGAGGAGAAGACUUGGAUGGCUAUCCAGAUUUUUUGCAUAAAAUGACAGUUGUUGUUUUGCAAAAACUUAACUCUGCUGAAAAGAAAGAUAGUUAUGAAACAGAAGAUGAAAGUUCAUGGGAUAAUGUUGAGCUAGGAGACUACACUACACAGGCCAUAGAAGAUGAAUCCUAUAACGAUAUUAAUCAAGAACAUGUAAACUUAUUCCCUCUAUUUAAAAGCAAGGUGGAAGGUCAAGAAUCUGGAGAAAAUGCUACCCUUAGCUAUGAUCAAAAUGAUGGCUUUUAUUUUGAAUAUUAUGAAGAUACUGGCACUAACAAUUUUUUGCAUGAGAUACAUGAUCCUCAGCAUUUAGAAAAUACAGAAACUUCAUUGUCAAAGCAUAGUUCUGUUUUUCAUUGGACUGAUUUGUCUCUUGAGAAGAAAUCGUGUCCUUACUGCCCAGCAACAUUUGAAACAGGUGUUGGGUUAUCAAAUCACGUCCGGGGACAUCUUCACAGAGCAGGAUUAAGUUAUGAAGCUCGUCAUGUUGUAUCACCAGAACAAAUAGCCACAAGUGACAAAAUGCAACAUUUCAAAAGAACUGGCACAGGGACCCCUGUUAAGCGAGUUAGAAAAGCUAUAGAGAAGUCUGAAACCACUUCUGAACACACUUGUCAGCUCUGUGGUGGUUGGUUUGAUACUAAAAUUGGAUUAUCAAAUCAUGUUAGAGGCCACCUGAAAAGACUUGGAAAGACCAAAUGGGAUGCUCACAAAUCUCCUAUCUGUGUUCUGAAUGAGAUGAUGCAGAAUGAAGAAAAAUAUGAAAAAAUCUUAAAGGCAUUGAACAGUCGUCGUAUUAUUCCCAGACCAUUUGUAGCUCAGAAACUUGCAUCAAGUGAUGACUUUAUAUCUCAAAAUGUUAUACCUCUUGAAGCAUACCGUAAUGGCCUAAAGACUGAAGCUCUGUCAGUGUCUGCAUCAGAGGAAGAAGGGCUGAAUUUCUUAAAUGAAUAUGAUGAAACUAAACCAGAACUGCCCAGUGGAAAAAAGAAUCAGUCUCUUACACUGAUAGAACUUCUUAAAAAUAAAAGGAUGGGAGAAGAAAGGAAUUCUGCUAUUUCUCCUCAAAAGAUCCAUAAUCAGACAGCAAGAAAGAGAUUUGUUCAGAAAUGUGUUCUUCCAUUAAAUGAAGACAGUCCAUUGAUGUAUCAUCCACAAAAAAUGGACUUCACUAUGCACUCAGCCUUAGAUUGUAAGCAAAAGAAAUCAAGGUCAAGAUCUGGAAGCAAGAAGAAAAUGCUGACGUUACCUCAUGGUGCUGACGAGGUUUACAUUCUCCGAUGCAGGUUUUGUGGCCUAGUCUUUAGAGGACCAUUGUCUGUUCAGGAAGACUGGAUUAAGCACUUACAACGACACAUUGUAAACGCUAAUCUUCCACGGACUGGAGCUGGCAUGGUGGAAGUCACAUCACUACUUAAAAAGCCUGCCUCUAUUACAGAAACUUCAUUUUCUCUACUAAUGGCAGAAGCAGCUUCAUAGAACCGGGAAAUCUUUUAAAUAGCAAAUUUGAAUUGGAUGUAAAUUUGAAAUUCUUUCUUGUUUUUUUUUAAAGCCACAUUAAAUUAUCCGUUUAUAAAUACUAAAGCAGAAAAAUGGGGAAAAGUGAAUUAUAGUGAAAUCAGAGCAAAUUGAAUACUUAAAACAGUAAGUAGUCUACUAUAUUUUAUAUAGGGUGGAAGACAUGUUUACUAAGUUUUGUUGGUUAACUGUGUUCACUCAAUAAAAGAUCAGUACGUAAGCAGCCAUUUAUAAACUGUUGCUCAUGAAUACUUAGAGACAGACAUGGAUACUUAGAGACAGACUUAUUGGAAAAUUAUGUUUUCUGCAGUGUUACCACAAUCAAGGCUCUGUUUAUUCCCCACAAGACUUGCAUAGAAAAAUAAGAUAUUAUAUUUUGUUUGUAUGUAUUUAGUGUUUUGUAUAAUACCAGGAACUGCUAACUAAAUUUACUCAAUUUAGGGCAUUAAAUAUCAUGUACUUCAUAGUUUGAGACUGUUCACUCAAAUAGGGCAGAGUACUAUUCUAUCUAGAUGUGUAAGUGUUUUUUUUAAAUCACACGGAACGGUUUUUUUUAUACUAAAAAGUGGAGGGAGAUUUGUUUAAACAGGUAUUUCUAAAAGAAAUAUGUACAUAGUCCUGGAAAUUAUUUGUGGUAAGGAAAUAUUCUUUACUCCAGUUGCAUUUCUCAGACAAUAAAGUGGUGCAUCCAUGCUACCUCCUACUUUGUCAACAAAGAUGCUAUUUACCCUUUACAUUUUUGUAUCAUAAUAGAUGAAAAAAAUCUAAUGUUCUUUAUUGCAAGACAUUCUUUUGUUAACAGAUUUUUUUUUUUUAAUGUUUUACCUAAAAUUUGACAUGCUUACAGGACAGGUUUGCCUCUUACUUUAUUUAACAUUGUAGAAAUGUAAUUAAUAAACAAUGCUCACUACACAAUUUAGAAUAGGCGUUCUCAUUUAUACUAUCUUCCAAAUUUGAUCAGUUAGCAAAACUUAAUACACCAAUUAAAAUAUUUCUACAUAUGAUGAGAAUGUUUACAAUUUAAAUUUUAGAACUUGUUUUGGAUGUGAUUAUAUGUACGAAAAUCGUGUAACACUAUGCUCAUGCUAAGAACCGACAUAAUGGAAUUACUGAAAUAAAUGUGCUGUGAGGAAUGGAAAAUAUGGUGCAGGUGUCUUGGUCAUGAUAAAUUGUGAUUCUUCUUUUAAACUCUUUCCACAAACAAAUUACUUCUUUUAAUCUGAAAUCAGAUUCCUUUACAAAUAACAAUUUUUGUAUGCAAGCACCAUUUCAUUUUAUUUCAUGUAGUAUGGCUAAUACUAUAUAGUUGAACCAAGGAUAUGCAUUGAUUCUUUGCUUUGUCUGUAAAUAAAGUUAAAAACAGUUAAAAUAAGGAGUAUUUUAGUAGAGUAUAUACAUACCUCACUGCCAGUGAAAUUGCUUUCCUAUGGUAUAUCUCCUUACCAGAAAAAUCUCUAAAUAAAAAAAGACUUAAAGAAAA
Molecule: messenger RNA, 5982 nt
Organism: Lemur catta (Ring-tailed lemur)
Lineage: Eukaryota; Metazoa; Chordata; Mammalia; Primates; Lemuridae
Gene: ZNF644
Product: zinc finger protein 644
Exons: 7
Coding region: 480-4463 (1327 amino acids)
Biological process (GO): regulation of transcription by RNA polymerase II
Cellular component (GO): nucleus
Molecular function (GO): RNA polymerase II cis-regulatory region sequence-specific DNA binding; DNA-binding transcription factor activity, RNA polymerase II-specific
Source: RefSeq, a predicted model, not a curated record